This is a messenger RNA of Onthophagus taurus, 375 nucleotides long. The record is from RefSeq and is a predicted model, not a curated record. Lineage: Eukaryota; Metazoa; Arthropoda; Insecta; Coleoptera; Scarabaeidae.
AUGUCCUCUGAUAUUAAAAGAAAAUUAGCUGAAGAACUUCAUAAACCUGCUCGAAUACAUUUUAAAAGAAGACAUGUACUUACUAAAGGGAUAAAUGAUUUAUACCAGGCUGAUUUAGUAGAGAUGAUACCUUAUGCACGACAAAAUAGUGGUUAUCGUUAUAUACUCGUUGUAAUUGAUGUCUUUAGCAAAUAUGCAUGGGCUGUUCCGGUAAAGACUACAUCGGGUAAAGAUGUUACUAAAGCAAUGAAAAGUAGUUUAAAGGAUGCAAACGUACCAAAAAACCUUCAAACCGAUCAAGGAAAAGAGUUUUAUAAUAAAGUUUUUAUCUCACUUAUGAGUAAAUUAAUCAUUACUCUACGUUUAGCUCAUUAA